AUGGAAGGAGGAGGAAAGAAGAGGAAGAUGGAGGAUGAAGAGGAGGAUGAAGAGGAGAAGAUUGAGAAAUUUUAUGCGUUGAUUAGAAGUACGAGGGAGGUGCGCCAGCUUCUUAGGGGCAAUUCAAAUGGGUCGAAAGAGAAGAAAUAUGAGAAGAAGGAAGACGACAAGGCUGCCGGGGGUUGGAACCCGACAUUUCAACCGGAAGACUUCCUUGAGGAUGUUAAGAUUUCUGGUCAUCAUGGAGGAGGUUCCUCUAAAGCAAAACAAGAGGAAGAUAAGAAAGAGGAAGAUAAAGAAAGUAAUGGUUUAAACCUAAACCUUUCUUUGUAG
Molecule: messenger RNA, 333 nt
Organism: Malus domestica (apple)
Lineage: Eukaryota; Viridiplantae; Streptophyta; Magnoliopsida; Rosales; Rosaceae
Source: RefSeq, a predicted model, not a curated record